Molecule: messenger RNA, 2125 nt
Organism: Pezoporus occidentalis (night parrot)
Lineage: Eukaryota; Metazoa; Chordata; Aves; Psittaciformes; Psittacidae
Gene: RSPH14
Product: radial spoke head 14 homolog
Exons: 6
Coding region: 1017-2039 (340 amino acids)
Molecular function (GO): protein binding
Source: RefSeq, a predicted model, not a curated record
UCUCCCCUAAGGGGCCGCGCCUCAGCCCCGUCCCGCGCCUCAGUCCCUCCACGCGCAGCGCUCCCCGUCCCGCGCCAGCAGCGGCCCCGGCUUCCAAUUCACCAACUACGCCGCUGACGCUGCUCUCUCACAACAGCUACCGUCAAACGCGGUAUCUCCGCUGUUGACGUAGGAUAAGACUCUGUAUGCUUGGCUGCGUUAUUCUUAUUCACGGAGCGGGAUGUUGCGGUAACUAGAGCCUGUUGCUGUGGUAACUAGAGCACGCGGGCGCGGAAGCGCAGCGGGCAGGAGCUGCGGCGCGGGAAGCGGGACGGGCUGAGGCGGUGACAUGUUGGUGGGACAGGGCGCCUUUGAUUAUUUAGUCUAUUUUGUUUUGAAGAGAGAAGUGCAGUUGUUCAGCACUUGUUUGAACUUUGCAGCUGGGUUUCUCUUCGUUGUUUUGGCAGAGCAGUUCGCCGCGCUGGCGGUUGUGUUUCUGUCAGCUGCGCCGUUUUCCUUACUGAGAGAAGGGGGAGGUCGGCCGUUACCGAUUCUGUCAAAAGUUAACGGAUUCUGAGGGCGGGUUUAAAAAAAUGGUUUUUUUUUAAAAAAAAAAAAAAAACCUGACCUUUUGCUUGCUUUUGCUUUAUUUUUUGAUCCCCUUGUCUGGUUCAGGACAUUGAACUACUUCACUUUGAUGCUUUGAAAAACAUUCCCUCUCUCACCUUGCAAUAUUAAGCUUGCUUUCUCUCUCUCUUCCCCCUCCCCUCUUUAUUAUUUUUUUUACAGUGCAGAGAAUUAAACCAGAGAAGACAAUUCAGCUGAUGAACAGACAUUAAUGCUGAGGACCACAAACCAUUUCUGCCUCUUUCAUAGCUUCCUAACAAUGAACAUGUGCUAAAGUAGCUCUUCUGGGACACAGAACACCAUAAAAAGUCAGUAGUAGUCCUUUUGGUACAUUAUCUGUCCAGUCACCACGUACAGUCGUUCUGGAGUAGUUUUAGGGAGAGGGAGAAUCCUUCCCAGGAAAAUUCAGGAUGGCACAUGCUCGUAUAUCAGCCAACCUCCCCCCUAAUAUAGAUCCUACAAAAGCUCCUAUUGCUUUUGGAAGGAGGGCCCUUCCUAAACUGAAUGAAGAGUUACAGUCUCCUGAGCUGCUGACUCAGCAGCGGGCAUUGAUGGCGCUCUGCGAUUUGGUCCAUGACCCACAAAAGGUCUACCAGGCACUAGAAUUAGGAGUUUUGAAUAACCUGAAGACUUUGCUGGUACAUCAGGACAGUACUGUCCGACAAAAAACAACAGAAAUCCUCCAUAUAAUGACAACACAUAAUGUUGGCAGGCAUGGGCUGAUACAAAAUGGAGUGAUUUCUGCCCUUGCUGAGCUCUUGGAUGAUCCAGUAGAUAUCUGUCGGAAGAACACACAUCUCGUUUUUGAAUAUAUGUCAAAAUUAACUGAAGGCGCUGUUGGCAUACUGCAUGCCGGUUUGAUUCCCCUACUUGUAUCCAAACUGAAGAACGAGUUGGAGGAAAUCCAGGAGCUAAUCCUUGGUACACUCUCCAACUGUCUGCGUGUGGAGGCUUCUGAAGCUCUAGCAGCUGAUGCCGUCACUGUCCUGAAGGAAAAGCUCACAUGCUCAUCAGUGGCCAUCAGAAGCAAAGCAGCUUGGGUCCUCUUAGAAAUCAGUACUCAUCCAGAAGGGAAAAAUGAGGUGUGUGAAGAAGUUAUUCCUGUGCUGGUGAGCCUGCUUGAAGAUGCAGAUCCUGAAGUCCAAGCCAGUGCAACAGGAGCACUGAUGUUUGCUACUAUCAAACCUCAGGGGCGAUUCUCAGCCCUAGGGGCUGAAGCCAUCCCACCUUUGCUGAAGCUGGCUGCUGAGGAAGGUGGCAAAGCCCGGCUGAGUGCCAUCAAAGCCCUCACCAUGCUGGCUGAGCUACCAAAGGGCCGCCAGACGCUCCUCAACCAUUUAGACACGUUUCAGCAGUGUCUGAAGGAUCCCAGCAAGGCAGUGGAAAGAGCUGCCAAAACUGCCAUCAGUGUCAUCCAGUGGAAACCUUACUGAAGAUGUAAAGUUUCCUAGAGAUCUGUUGCCCUCUGUUGUUGUCUGGCUGUAAAAGUUGCAUGAUUAUAUAAGCCCUUCCUUCAAAA